Molecule: messenger RNA, 1656 nt
Organism: Durusdinium trenchii
Lineage: Eukaryota; Dinophyceae; Suessiales; Symbiodiniaceae
Source: the annotation of a GenBank genome assembly
AUGGAAGACCGCCAAUACCAAAACAAGAAAACAUCGAAGAGAAAUGCAUUAGAUCUCUUAUCUCCUGGAGGGUUUGCUUUGUUGCUGGCAGCAAUCCUGCAGUCCCAAGAUGGUGUGGUGGUGCACUUUGGGCUUGUUUGCUCAACCUUCAUAGCAAUAUCACGUGGCUCGACAUAUCGAAGCUAUUUCCGUCCAGAAGGAGAUCCCUCUUCCCCAUCUGUUGCAAGAAGCAAUUUGCUCGCAGCAAGGACAUGCCUCGCUAUUCUUUUGGUGAUGGCGAAGAGAGGCGUGUGGGUACUGGAGCAGCCAUCCAGUUCUUUGGCAUUCCGGUUGCGGCGGUUUCAGGAUCAAUUGGUACGGAAAACACGUGUCUACCGCCAAUCCUUCUGGAUGCGAGGGUGGGGAGCCACCACGCCAAAACGAACCACCUUGUGGUCGAACAGCACCGCAGUUCGUUUCUUUUCCACAUCCAAGAAGGCUAGGUCGAUAGGUAAGGGCAAAGGGCCCAAGCUUGCCGAAGUCUACCAUGACAAGAGUGGCCGCAAAAGAUACAAAGGAAUUCCCCAAGCUUUGCGCAAAAGCCAGGAAUACCCUGUUGGCUUUGGGCUCCGCUUCGCACAAACAAUGAAGCGCUUCCUCAAGGAGAGGUCACCUUUGCUGAGUCCUCAUCCUGCCCCCAGCCCAAAUCAUCUUCUCCCAUGCCACGUCAUGCCACAGCCGGAGAUUGACGACCUAUGGGCAGAUGCCAAGAUGGAAGAGGUGAUCGAAUACUUGGCCCGAGCAUCCUCCCUGAGGGCUGCCCGACAACGUCUUCAAACUUUGGCUGAUCAAAAGCAUGAACAGCCUGCAUCAGCCAGCGAGGCGAAAGGUGUGGCUGAUGAGGGUGAAGAUCCAGGGCUUGCCGAAACGAAGGUUAGCCAGGAGAUUUACCGACAGUGGAAGUGUGGUGGUGUUCAGCGACGGGCUUUGCUGGACACACUCAUCGCAUCAGGUGGUGACAAGGACUUGUACGAUGCCUUCAAAAAGAAGAUCGAGCACCUGCAGAAGCGAACCCGGAAGAACAAGUUUCAUGUUGAACGAGGCUUCUACACAAAAGAGGCCAUGGCAAAGGAACUCAAAUGGAGCAAGCGCGAUCUUUACGAAAAGAAGAUCAAGGAGUACUGGGUCAACGUGAAAACCACUGGGGCAUAUGAGCAGGAGCAUGAGGAGUCCUUGGUGGAUCGUACUGUUGGUGAAGGGACCGCAGAAGCUUUCAACCUUGGUCUCCCAGCCGAGGGAGACGGAGCCAUGCUGCCUGAAGAGGCAGAACCUGGGGCCGACACGGAUCUUGACGAUCCUGAUUUGGAGGAUGGGAAUGCAAGUGCGGGUACGAGCAAGUUUCCAGGCAAAGCGCAGGUUGAAAGGGAAUCUGUUUUGGAGGCUGUUGAGAACGUGGGCACUGUGAUGACCAACCUCCUACGGGUUCAAACACGGAUGGAAACGCUCCGGGACCGGCUUGCAGCCACGGAUUCACCCGAAGCAAAGGCGAGCAAAAACAAGGUCGAGGGAUUCCGCACGAAAUUGAUGACCUACCAUGAUGAGCUAGCUGACCUCAAGUCAUACUUUGAUGGCCAGCAUCAUGAUGAUGUUUUUGACCAAGAGAAGCUUGAUUGUUGA